UCCCAACCACUACCCUCACAACCACCACCAAUCAGCCUACAACCACCACUCUGCCGAUCAACUGACCAACCGACAACCUCCACCCUCCCAACCACCACCAACCAACUGACAACCACUAAUCUCCCAACCACUACCCUCACAACCACCACCAAUCAGCCUACAACCACUACCCUGCCGAUCACCACUGACCAACCGACAACCACCACCCUCCCAACCACUACCAAUCAACCUACAACCACUACCCUCACAACUACCACCAAUCAACCUACAACCACUACCCUCCCAACCACCCUACAAACCACUCCAAUUCAAACUACAAUGACCACUACUUUCCCAACCACAACAGCUCAACCAGCCAUGCAUACUACUCUUCUGAUCCAUCAAAUCACCACCACCACCACUGCACAAUUGAAAACUGCUCUUCCAGAAACACGACCAAUGACCACCAUCACCACUGUCUCGGCAAGAAAGUUGAAUCCAUCUGUAACUCAGCAACCCACUCAAUCCAGAAACUCAGCUGCUAAAACUCCAUUCUUUCAAAUUAAAACCGCAGUGUCAAACAAUGGAGAUACUAAUAAAAAGGAUGAUGAAGAAAAAGACCCCAGGCAAAAUUUGGGAGAUCAGAAUGAAUCAGCAGGAAAAUUUGGAGAUUUACAAAUGGAAAUUAAAGGUGGACUGAUUACAGCUUUAUUGUUUGGAUUGUUAUUUCUAACAAUCGUGAUUAUAGUAUUAAGUAAACAGGUAAUAGAAUCCUACAGAAGAAGGCACUAUACUAAAAUGGAUUUCGUAAUGAAUGGGAUAUAUGUAGAUGCAUGAACUAAAGUAUUCGGGGAUAAAAAAAAGACUUGCAUUAUGAAUAUCAUGGAUUUGGAGGAAAUCCCAAAACAACAAAAGUAUCUACAAAAUUGAUAAUGGUUAACUUUUAUAUUUGUUGAAUGUGAAAAAUAACAUGUACAUAAUUUGAAAGAACAUAGCUAGUGUGUUUUCUUUUUUAACUCCACUCCCAUGAGAAUUUAUUUUUUAUUAAUAUCUGAUGGCUUUUUUAUUGGAAUGUGAAUGAAAAUGAUGAAACACUUGUAAAUCAUUUGUUGGGAAAUCUCAGUUAUUUUGCUAGAAAUUCCAGAUGCUGAUUUAUUAAGUGUGGAAUUAAUCUUUGCAUUGGUGCGUCGAAUUUGAAGACAUUGAUUGGAGAGGAAGUGCAAAAUUAUGGUGAGAAAGAUUUAGAAAAGUUUGAGGUGAUGACACACUUGUUUAAUGCUGGUUUUGUUCCAGGCCUGUUGGUUGGAUUUGUGUGACAAUAUAUAAAGAGAGCAACACACACAAAAUGCUGGAGGAACUUGGCAAAA
Molecule: messenger RNA, 1346 nt
Organism: Mobula hypostoma (lesser devil ray)
Lineage: Eukaryota; Metazoa; Chordata; Chondrichthyes; Myliobatiformes; Myliobatidae
Product: hepatitis A virus cellular receptor 1-like
Exons: 1
Source: RefSeq, a predicted model, not a curated record